UUGGGCGGCCACCGGAGAAUUUCUCGGUGCUGGUUGCCGUUUUCGCCGCUGUUCAGCCCGCGGAUCAGUGGAAACAACUGUGAUACCAGAGGACAGAUUCACCGUGCGACAAUGCAGACAAUUAAGUGUGUAGUCGUUGGAGAUGGUGCUGUGGGUAAAACUUGCCUUUUGAUUUCAUACACCACAAACAAGUUCCCUUCAGAGUAUGUACCGACAGUGUUUGAUAACUAUGCCGUAACUGUAAUGAUCGGCGGUGAACCUUACACUCUUGGAUUAUUUGACACUGCAGGUCAGGAAGAUUAUGAUCGGUUGCGUCCCCUGAGCUAUCCCCAAACCGAUGUCUUCUUAGUUUGUUUCUCUGUAGUUUCACCCUCGUCCUUUGAAAAUGUCAAAGAAAAAUGGGUGCCUGAAAUUACCCAUCAUUGUCCAAAGACCCCAUUCUUAUUGGUCGGAACGCAGAUUGACCUUAGAGACGAUCCCUCAACUACUGAAAAGCUUGCCAAGAACAAGCAGAAGCCCAUCACUCCCGAAACAGCAGAGAAACUAGCCAGGGACCUGAAAGCAGUGAAAUAUGUGGAAUGUUCAGCUUUAACACAGAAAGGGCUGAAGAAUGUAUUUGAUGAGGCCAUCCUAGCUGCCCUGGAGCCCCCAGAGCCUAAGAAGAAGCGUAAAUGUGUUCUUUUAUGAGUUCAGCCUUUACGUAGGUCCUUUCAGGCAUAAAUCAUCAUGAUGUAUGGUUAUGGAAAAUGGAAACUAAACAUAACAACCAGUUUUGAUUCUGAACCACUUUUGGUUCUUAAUCUGAAACAUUUAUCAGGAAGUGAAUUGAACUAUUUCAAAUACCAUUUUUCUUUUUUUCAUAUUUGCCUUGAAAUAUUAUGCCACCUCGAUGGAGCAAAGUGGAUAUGUGUAAUGAGUGUAAGAUAUUACUUGGCAAAAAACUUUCUGUGGUCAGUUAAGAUUAUCUUGAUUUGUCAAAUGUGUCAUAAUUGUACUCUUCUGACAUGGAGGUGAUAUAGUGCGUAAAGCUAAAGAGUGCUUUUCAGUUCAGCUAUUUAUUUGUGGUGAAUUCUGACAAUAUUGAGAUCAAAUAUCCUAUGAUAACCUGUUGGAUAUUUUUCAUGCAUUUCUGGGAUGGCAGCAAUAAUUAUGGUGUUUAUUUCAUACAAAUUAACCAAUUAAAUUAAUUGAAAUACUUUUCAAGGUCUCCACAAAAACUGGGAACUAGUAAGUGUUACCGUGUCUGAUCAGAUGGGCUCAGGCUUUAAUGUAUCAGCAUACAGACCUUUUAAGUUACAGGUAACCUAGAACAACUCAAGAACUGUAAUAGAGAAAUUUUUUUUCUGAAAGUGGGCCUAAAGUUAAAAAUAUAUGAAGGCAGUCAAUCACUUCUGCUAAAAUGAAUUCAUAAAGGAUUUUUAGUUUGUGAUUGGGGUUUUUAUUUUUUUUAUCUAUUUAUUUUGGCUUAAAUUUAAGAAAAAUGGAUGGAAGUUCCCGUUCCAUACCCUGUCUGUAAAUUAGAACGGGUCAUUUUUCACAUUUUCUGUUCAUUUGGACCGGUCAGUCUUGAUCUUCUUUGAACGACCUUCAGUUGUUUUUUUUUUUAUUAUUUAUUCAUAUCUAUUUGUCAUUACUCUCUUGAUGAACUUAUAAUUGCGUUCAAAAGAAUGAUGUAAAGUUGAUCCCUUGCCAUUCAACAAUUCAAACGCAACACCCAUGUUUCUUUUUUUAAUAUAUAUUUUUAUAUUGAAUGUUUCAUUACAGAAGAGUUAUUACAUGUGAAUAUUACAUAGAAAUAAACAUUUCCAGCAUUUCAAA
This is a messenger RNA of Pygocentrus nattereri (red-bellied piranha), 1818 nucleotides long. RefSeq names its product cell division cycle 42 like 2 (gene cdc42l2). Gene Ontology annotation, biological process: modification of synaptic structure; small GTPase-mediated signal transduction. NCBI's taxonomy places the organism in Eukaryota, Metazoa, Chordata, Actinopteri, Characiformes, Serrasalmidae. Bases 112 to 687 code for a protein of 191 amino acids. The transcript is spliced from 6 exons. Gene Ontology annotation, cellular component: dendritic spine. Gene Ontology annotation, molecular function: GTP binding; GTPase activity. The record is from RefSeq and is a predicted model, not a curated record.